Effrenium voratum is the source of this 1203-nucleotide messenger RNA. The record is from the annotation of a GenBank genome assembly. Lineage: Eukaryota; Dinophyceae; Suessiales; Symbiodiniaceae.
AUGACGUCGGACGAUCACGGCCAGCGUUUGCGGCUGGCACUGGUGUCUCAACUGGUGGAGGUCAUUGAUGAGCUUCGGAAGAAGGACUACCAGGUGGUGUUUGUGUCAUCAGGCGCAGUUGGCAUGGGGUGCAUCAAGCUGGGAAUCCCCAAGCCUACGGACCUACGCACCAAGCAGGCGGUGGCAGCCGCUGGCCAAAGCCAGCUCAUGCGCGUGUACGAGGACCUGUUUGGCACAAUCCGUGUGAAGGUUGCACAGCUGCUGCUGAGCCAGUCGGAUUUUGCCCAGAAGGAGCACUGGAGCAAUGUGAAGGGCACCAUCAUGGAAUGCCUCCGCCUCGGGGUGGUGCCCAUCAUCAACGAGAACGACUCCACAAACACUGCGGAGCUCCGCUUCGGGGACAACGACAACCUGGCUGCGCUGACUGCGGUUCAGCUGGAAGCUGACGCGCUCUGUCUUCUGACGGACGUCUCCUGCGUUUACACCGCAAAUCCCCGCACCAACCCCGACGCCAAACCGCUCUAUGUGGUUCCGGAGCCCUGGGCCCUUAGCGUGGAGACCAAAGAUGCUGGAAGCGGCCUCGGAACCGGGGGCAUGUCCACCAAGAUCCUGGCCGCCCGCACUGCAUGCGUGUCAGGCAUCCCUUGCGUGCUCUUGAACAGCAGCUUCCCACGGCGGCUGCUGCCACUCUUGGACUUUGUGCCAGAGCCAGAGGCGAGCCUCCCAGAGGAAGCCACCUACUUCAUGGCGAUGGACACAGCGCAGACGGUACACGACACGCGGCGCUGGAUCCUUUCGCUGCCGGUGAGCGGAGAGCUGUCCUUGGAUGAUGGCGCGGCUAAGGCUCUGGGUGCUAAGAAGAGCUUGUUGCCGGUGGGCGUGCAGAAGGUGCAGGGCCAGUUUCUCCGCAAUGAAGCCGUGCGAAUUUGCCAUGGCGGACAUGAGAUCGCCCGUGGCAUCGUUAAUUUUCCAUCCGAGGAGUUGUCAAAGAUCAUUGGUCGCACGUCCAACGAGUUCGAGGACAUUCUUGGAUUUUCCAGUUGCAUCGAGGCGUGCCAUCGAGGCAACAUCAUCCUCACGACGUCAGUGGAGACGCUGCUGGCCAUCGAGUCCGCCUCCCCUCUCCGGUCGGUGCCCUCGGGCCAAAACUGCUAUGGCGCGGUGUCCCGUGAGAGCUCCUUCUCCGAACGCCACGGACCAUAA